Nasonia vitripennis (jewel wasp) is the source of this 3278-nucleotide messenger RNA. Its product is annotated as 4-hydroxybutyrate coenzyme A transferase. Gene Ontology annotation, cellular component: mitochondrion. Bases 773 to 2218 code for a protein of 481 amino acids. The transcript has 8 exons. Gene Ontology annotation, biological process: acetate metabolic process. The record is from RefSeq and is a predicted model, not a curated record. NCBI's taxonomy places the organism in Eukaryota, Metazoa, Arthropoda, Insecta, Hymenoptera, Pteromalidae. Gene Ontology annotation, molecular function: acetate CoA-transferase activity.
UACAGGGGUGACGAUGAUCAGGGAUGAUCUGCCGAGGGUGGACGGUUCGAGGUUAGGCGGGUGAAAGGUGGUUCUUGGAAAACGGGGAGUUUUCGAGGUGAAAGUAGUGCGGGGCUGAUAGCAAGUGGGAGAGAGACAGAGAGAGCGAGAGCGAAGCACGUGGGAUCACGUGGCUCGGGCUGAUGGCACUGACGGAGUCAGUCUGAUGGAGACGGCGUAGAGAGCUUUUGUUGCUAUGAGUUCGAGAGAAAUGCGUUAGUGCUGCAGUACUGUGGGGCAGAAGAAUUUGAUUAAUCCGACGACUGGGUUGAGAGUGCACUUGGCUCCCUGAAUGGAUAUAAUAUCGGGACAUUUGGUUAGUUUUAGGCUUUGUCUGGAGCACCAAACAUCUCAGCCAACAAUCCACCCAUUCCCUCGACUAAAAAACUAUCGCUAAUAUAGGGGAAUGCGCGAACCAGUGGAUGAUACGCGGAUUCGUCAUGGAGACCGAACCUUAUCUCGGAAUUCAGCAUACGUGUGCAAGAGAGACAGCGCACACACUUCACAGCCGACCGCCGACUCCUUUUUAGUACGGACUACGUACGGAUUGACAGUAAGCUAAGCGACACCAACGGAAGAGUUCACUUAGCUCGUCGCAGUCGCGCGAAAACAAGCUGAGGAGAGACACGCAGAGGUCGAGGUUGGAUCUUGAUUCCGAGACUCAGGGAAAACAAACGGAGAGUCUCCAGCACAUCACAACAAACGGCCUUGAAACAACCACGCCUAUAUAGCCAUGUCGCUCCAGAAGAUGACGAGUCUGUCGCGAGCCUUGUCGGCCCUGCGGCCAUACCGCGCGGCGACAGCUGGCUCCAAGAGCUACUUCACCUAUGUGAACGAGCCGUCGAUGCCCAUUCCCAACAAGGAGCCUUGCUGGGUCAAGACCGCCGAGGAGGCCUUGGAGUCUGCCGGGUUGGCCUCUAAUAAGCUCGUGUUUGCCCAGGGAGCAGCAGCAACGCCGGUGGAGCUUCUGCGCGGAAUGACAGCUCUCGGCGCCCAGAAGAACGUCAACAACGUCAGGUUGUUUCACAUGCAUCUCGAGGGCGAGGCUCCGUUUGCCAGCAAAGAAGUCCAGAAGCACUUUAGGUCCGUCAGCUUGUUCAUUGGUGGAAACGUGAGGAAGGCCGUGAACGAGGGUCGUGCUGACUGCAUCCCUAUCUUCCUACAUGAGAUUCCUAAGGUUUUCAACGAGGGCCACGUCAAGCCUGACAUCGCUCUUAUCCACGUUACCCCACCGGACUCCAAGGGAUACUGCUCUUUGGGUACCAGUGUUGAUUGCGUCAGGGCUGCUCUUAUCCAUUCUAAAAUUAUCGUAGCACAAGUUAACAAGCACAUGCCGAGGACUUUCGGAGAUGCCCUCAUUCACAAAAGCCAUAUCGACUUCGCCAUCAACCAUGACAACCCGCUGCCGAGCCACGGUGGUAAUGAGCCGAGCAAGGAGGAGAAGCUCAUCGGUAAGAACAUUGCGGACAAUCUCGUAGACAACGGUGCAACACUGCAGCUUGGUAUCGGUAGCAUCCCCGAUGCCACUCUGUCUCUUCUGAAAAGUCACAAGGACCUGGGUGUCCACAGCGAGAUGUUCAGCGACGGCGUAGUCGACCUUGUUAACCUCGGCUGCGUCACCAACAGUAAGAAGACGAUGCAUACCGGUAGGAUCGUUGGAUCUUUCUGUGUAGGCACGAAUAAGCUGUACGACUUCAUGGACAACAAUCCGUUCAUCGAGAUGCUGCGCGUCGAUUAUGUUAACGAUCCAAGAAUCGUUGCCAAGCAGCCAAAGAUGACUGCCAUCAACUCUUGUAUAGAAGUCGAUAUUACCGGCCAGGUUAGCUCGGACAGUAUUGGCACGAGAAUGUUUUCUGGCUUUGGAGGUCAAGUGGACUUCAUCUCUGGCGCUGCGAUGAGCGAAGAUGGCUUGGGCAAGCCAAUCAUCGCUCUCAGGUCUACUACUAACAAGGGUGCCACCAAAAUUGUUCCAACAUUGAAUCAAGGUGCUGGAGUAGUCACAUCUAGAGCUCUGGUGCGCUACGUAGUCACGGAAUGGGGAAUCGCCAGUCUCUUUGGCAGGUCCCUGCAGCAGAGAGCGUACGAGCUUAUCCAAGUGGCUCAUCCAGAUCACAGAGAGGCACUGGAAAAAGCCGCUUUCGAGAGAUUAAAAGUGAUGCCCGAGAAGAAGUCUUACUAGUUGUGCGUGAUUCGAGGAAGAGAAAUCUAUUAAAAUAGCAUUUUUCGCGUUCACCAUACUUACUGGUAAGAUGUGUAAUACUGCUUCUCUGCCAUAUUCUGAGGACUCUAUUCGCUGUGAGAAGCACAGAGACCACAUAUGGCUACAGAGACCUAUGUCAGUAAAAUAAUACGGAGAAAAAGAAUUAUAUAUAAGAUUACAGAUCUGUUUCUAAUAGUCGUAUUUUGAAAUUCAAAAUUGAUUCGUCAUGGCAAUCCGACUGCUUAUCCAAUCAACGAUCGUGGGCUAGUCUGAUAUGCACUUAUAUGUAAAUGUAUGCGCGAUCAUAUGUCUUUACAUGUAGCUGUACGAAACUUAUGAAACGGAAAUCAACAUUGUAUAUACUUUUUUUUCCUCUGAAAUACGAAAUAGAAACGAACUAAUGAUGGUAGCAUAAAUUCGGUCUAUACAAAGUAUAAACAGUGAUUCGAAGUAAAUAAAAAAGUAAAUCAGUAAAUCUAAUACGGCGUGUAGAUCACGUCGGUAUUUUCUCAUAGCGCACUACGGUUUUAACGAGUUGUAACAUACGCUUUCUGAGGAAAGAACCGACGUUCUGUCGAUAAAUUAACAUUCGCGUAUCUACAAAUAUUAUUUUGUAAUAAAUUUACCGAACGUCUUUUUUAUAUAUAACAAUUGCCGUAAAAGCGGUUGAUGUAAACAUUUAAUGCGCAUUUUAUUUCAAAAAAUAUAAUCUAAUGCUAAGAACGUGCAAAGGCUUGUUUAUUUUAUCAUUUAAUUUACGAUAAAACUUAUUUUUUUAGUCAAAUGAUCCCAAAAGUUAUAAUAUAUAUUUUUUUAACUCUCAAAGCUCUUUCCUUACUAAUUAUCACUCAUUUUUAACCAGCAUAGAGAAAUGAAUUUAAGUUUUCAAUUGUACAUUCAGUCCUUAUAAAUGUAUGUUUUUUGAAUGAUAAAAUAAAACGUUACUCGAAAGUGAAAAAUCAGUCUUAUAUUACAAAUGAAAAUGCACAACAUAACUUGAAUGAUCUUUAAAAGGAAUAAAAAUUAUUUUUUUAUUUUA